This is a messenger RNA of Xiphophorus couchianus (Monterrey platyfish), 5014 nucleotides long. Its product is annotated as leucine-rich repeat and fibronectin type III domain-containing protein 1-like protein. NCBI's taxonomy places the organism in Eukaryota, Metazoa, Chordata, Actinopteri, Cyprinodontiformes, Poeciliidae. The record is from RefSeq and is a predicted model, not a curated record. Bases 1172 to 3208 code for a protein of 678 amino acids. The transcript has 11 exons. Gene Ontology annotation, molecular function: protein binding.
AGAGGGAGAGACCUGAGAAGGAGCUGGUGGGCGUAGCGCCUCCCGGGACAAACCGCCGCACAGUGUGAAAGUAACUGCAGGAAGAGGGACGCGUCGUUGGAGCGGAUUUUUUUUGGGGGGGAACGAAAUAGGGGACGGAGGCUGAUUUCUGUCUUGAGCUUGCAGCGCUUUUUAAAGCUUGCCCACGCUGUUGGUGUCCGGCAUAUUUCCUUGGAGGAAGCAAUGCGGAGAGAGGAGAGAGGUCAAGACAAAGUCACUUCUGGCACUGAAAAGAGGUGAAAACCCGCUAAUAACGGAGUGAUCCUAUAAUUUAUUUUAUUUAAAAAAGUGAACUCUUGCUUUCUAUAUAUUUUUUUUAAAUACAAGAUAAAACGUUUAGCACGUAAUAUCAGCCUCCAUCAACCGGCUGGGAUUAUCUUUCCUAAAGGUAAAUGUGGAUCCAAUGCAUGCAAAGAUGAGUAAAAUGUGCAGUAGUGACAGCUGAAUGGAGACGCGCGGAGCAUCGUCCACAGAGAGCGGAUCGAAAACCAGAGCGCACUGUGGUUUCUGAGUUCCGCUUCAGACACCGGAUUCCAGCAGUAUCAGCCCUCGGCAGUUUUUUUUUUUUUUCUUGUUUUUUUUUUUUUUAGUUUUCGCUUCUGAUUAAUCGAUCGUGUGGACAAAAAACACAGGAAAUAUCUCAGUAAAGAGUGGCUGUGCGCCGGUUUAACUGGAGCGUCACAUCCAUCUUUUCUUUCAUUCCUGUCCCAGCUGAUUUGUGGACCGCUGUGGGUCAGAGCGGCUGCCGCCGGGCGGUUUAGGGGUCUUUUUGGUGCAUGCUCAGCGGGAACUAAACUGAAACGCCUUGUUUCCCCCUCACCAUCCUUAAGGACCCGUUGCGCGGCGACAAACACGGAGAAAAGUGGAUAUGAUGGCUUAUUUGGCUUAAAGACGCGUGUGAGAUCAGGAGGAGGAUUAUUUAAGAGGCUCUUUUCUGAGGAGGGGUAUUCACCUGGCUUAUCAAGCAAGGAGAGAUAACACCAGGAGACGCAAAGGGCUUUGGAUCCAUUUCCCUCAGUCCCUCCUCUUUUCUGUCCAUCUACCUGUCACUGUGACUGCAAUUUAUCUUCAUGUUGAGUCCUAAUCUAACACACCAUAUCAGAUAGAGUUGCCCUGUUUCCUGGGGAGGAUAAUGGAACGGCUGUGGUUCUCUUUUCUGUUGCUGGCAGCAGCAUGCAGAGGACAGUCGUGUCCAAAACGCUGCAUGUGCCAGAGCCUCUCUCCAUCACUCGCUAUCCUCUGCUCCAAAACAGGUCUGCUCUUUGUUCCCACUGCCAUUGAUCGACGCACAGUGGAGCUACGUCUUCAAGAAAACUUCAUCACAGCGGUCCGAAGAAAAGACUUUGCUAACAUGACCAGCUUGUUACAUCUGACGCUGUCCAGAAACACCAUAAGUCAGAUUCUUCCUUCAGCAUUCAGUGAUCUGCGGCGACUGAGAGCGCUCCAUCUGGACUCCAACAGAUUAACUGUGAUAAAGGACGACCAUUUCAAAGGUCUUACUAACCUUCGCCAUCUGAUACUGGCCAAUAACCAGCUCCACUCCAUAUCUCCUCACGCCUUUGAUGACUUUGUGACUACUCUCGAAGAUCUAGACCUCAGUUACAACAACCUUGACCAGGUGCCGUGGGACACGAUUGGGCGUCUCACCAAUGUCAAUACCCUGAAUAUGGAUCAUAACCUCAUAGAGAAUGUUCCCCAGGGAGUUUUUACCAAUUUACACAAACUGGCCAGGCUGGACAUGACUUCUAACAAGCUGAAGAAGAUUCCCCCAGAUCCGUUGUUCCUGAGAAUCCCAGUAUAUGCCAAGUCUAAAGGCUCCCCACUCUCUUCUCUUGUGUUGAGUUUUGGUGGAAACCCACUUCAUUGCAACUGUGAGCUUUUGUGGUUAAGGAGACUGACCAGAGAAGAUGACCUCGAGACGUGUGCAUCCCCUUCAGAUCUCAGCGCCAAAUACUUUUGGACGAUACCGGAAGAAGAAUUUAUUUGUGACCCACCAGUUUUGACUCGAAAGUCACCUCAUACUGUUGCUAUGGAAGGCCAGCCUGCAAGUCUAAAAUGUAAAGCAAAUGGAGACCCAGAGCCUGAGGUCCACUGGAUCAGCCCUGAGGGCCGACUUAUAUCCAAUGGCUCCAGAACUUUAGUUUUCCCCAAUGGAAGCCUGGAAAUCAACGUUACGUCCCUGAAGGAUUCAGGAAACUUCACCUGUAUCGCCUCAAACGCUGCAGGUGAAUCUACAGGAAGGGUGGAGUUAGUUGUGACAGCUGUGCCUCAUCUUGCAAACAGCACAAGCCGCAGCCGAGAUCCUUCUUCUGAGCCAGCGCCCUCUGACAUCCUGACCUCCUCCAAAGUCGCAAUGCUUAACAACGAAACAAGAGGGGCUGACAGGAGGGUAUCAUUGGUGGAGCUCACAGGAAACUCUGCCCUCAUUAGAUGGAGCAGCCAAACUCCUACAUCCGGAGUGAGAAUGUUCCAGGUCCAGUACAACAGCUCCGGGGAUGACACGUUGGUUUACAGGAUGAUUCCAUCCACCACCAAUGAUUUUCUUGUCCGGGACCUUGCUGCAGGACGCAGCUACGAUCUCUGUGUCCUGGCUGUAUUUGAUGACAUCAUCACAUCACUGACUGCAACGCGACCUCUGGGCUGCCUCUCAUUCACCACAGACACUGAGUUCAGUCAGUGUCAAGCACUUCAUAGCCACUUCUUGGGUGGCACUAUGAUCAUCAUCAUUGGAGGAAUUAUAGUUGCAUCUGUGCUGGUUUUCAUCAUUAUUUUAAUGAUCCGAUACAAGGUUUACAGUCAUCAAGGCACUGGCCAUGGAAAAGCAACCAUUGCAGGGACAGCGCCAAGGCCACAGAGCAACGGACAAGGAGGCAGCCAGGUUCAAGUCCUUCCUCACUCUGCCUCAAAGAUGACAGACAGUCAGGACGAACAGGUGCUGUUGCCUUCUAGGGCUAUGUCACCUAGCAACACUACGAAAGACACUGUGGCAUUGGUCGAGGAGGAGAGCAGCGAACAGAGCGUCAUGGCAAAGACAGACUCCUUGGCUAAUGAGGAGUUGCUCUCCCCAACCAAGGCCCGCUUCUCUUCCAGGGUUUCCAUUGAGAUGAAAAUAAGACCAUCAUCUGUCACCAAAGAUCCCUCAUCUCCCAUGGAACUAGCAGAACCCUGAAGUUGCUAUUCUGGCAGAUGUGGGAAAACAAACAUCACCAGACAGAAGAAGUUGGUGAAAACUCUCAAGACAAAAAGGCCCUGAAGCCCAUCUCCCUGCAUCUCCUGUUUCCUGCAUCUAUUUCUUUCUUUCUUUGAAUAUCAUGGUGUUAUAGACCUUUACAGUCCGAUUUGCUUUCAAGUGCUUUUACUAGUUAUUGCAUCUGGAUUGGACUACCGGUCAAGACGUGGUGAUGGUGGGAUCAUCAGAAUUACUUGUAAUCUAAGGGCAUUUUUCGAUCAGUAUCAGCGGGGAAAGUGGAACGCUGAGGGGAAAAAAAAUGAGCUGAAAAACAACACGGGCCUAUGAUAAUUAUUAACAAUAAAGUCGAUAGAAAAUACAAAGUAACAACCACUAUCAGGAGCAGCAUCAAUACAGACUGAGUGGAUGGUAUAAAGACACAGCAAAUAAAUUCAUCAUCAUGAAACAGAACAUGGAUUUAAUGGUAACCAUACACCGACAGGCUGUACAUUUCAAGUCUGAUGUUUUAUAUAAACACACCCUAACCUGACACACAUGGGACAUAUGCAGACGUUGACUCCGUGAAGCUCUAUUUUAUUAAUCAAUACUGAAUAACACAGUUCUGUUAAAUGUCGAUAAACUAAGCUGUUCCACUGGCUGCUGAGCUGGAAGUGGAUCUGUACCGUGACUGGGCCAUGCUAUCUCCUAAUUAGAAUCCAUCCUCUGGAAAUGACAAAGUAGGCAGAAAACACAAACUGAUCAAGACUCCUAUGGAGAGAAUGGACAAAUCUGGACACACUGGAGCCUACUCUGGAAAUCUAUGUUGAAUCAAUAAGGGAAGAUCUGUGCUAGACUACACAGUACUCAGUGUGCUACUGCUCAAGUCCUGUAUGCAUCGUUUAUCACUGGACGGGGUAAAGACCUUAAGGACUGUGAUCGACUUCUCUCACAUCUCUUCAGAAGCCUCUAAGCAGAUCCAGUCCUCAGAUAGAAAGCCAUUUGCUGAGAGCCAAGAAUUACAAAUGAAGGAUUCGGAAGUAAUCUAAAGUAGCAGGAUACCAGAGCACAUCAGUCAUUAUUGAUAUCAUAUAUCACUUUAUCAUAGUGUCCUUCACUACAUGUCACAAAAUGGUUUAAUGUGAAGAAAAAAAUGCAGUAUUACCAUAAAGUACUCUACAAGCUGUGUUAUUAACAUCAUGACUGCUGUCAUUCAGGUACAAUUUGUCUUCAUUAUCACAUCUGAGUACAUUUACGUGCACACAACACUGGUGAUAGCUACACACAUCUCAUUUUUAUUUUUACUCACAAUUUCACCUCUGAAUAUGUCUUCUAAGUAUUGCUAUAAACCAAUAGUCAGUAUUUUCCAGGCUUCUCUGUAAGAGUUUUUUUUUCCUAAUUUGCGAUAAUUUUACAAGAUGAAAUGAGAUUAUUGGCCAAAUCCGAUAUAUACUAACCUUGUGUGUGCACUUAUUUGCACUAGUUUCUGUUUCACAGUGUCACCAUAUAUUUGGCCAUAUUGGUGUUUACACAGUUCCCUGCUGAUAUAGUUACAAUUGGUAGACCAGGAAAUGGGUGGAGAACCAUAAAAGACCCACACUAGAACAUGCACAUCACAAUAAGAAAGGAAAAUCAAAAAAAAAACAUAAGUCCCUAGUCCUCACUUCUCCCCUCAUGUGUUCCUCUCACUUUUCUGGGGGGGCUUUAUAUUUUCUAUGUGUACAUAAAGCAAUUCAAAAUCUAUAGUUUUGUACAUGUAAUUUUUAUGGUGUGUGGAUAUUUUCUAAUAAAAGGAAACAAAAUGAAUCA